AUGUCUCCAGCCCAUCAACGUCUUGUGCGCACAUCUUACGCAAUUCAGUCGAGAUCAACCGGGAUUCCCGCGUCCACCUUGUGGCGGCGAGCCAAUAACAGGCCAUCGGUCGCUGAUAAAGCCGCCAAUCAGCAGUAUCUCACCCCGCAAGAAGAGCAAGCCCUGGUUGAAUAUGUGUUGCGGUUGGCAGACAACGGCUAUCCUCUUCCAGUUAAGUUUCUACGAUCGCUCGCUCUGAUUAUCGUGCGCCAACGGUCGUCGAAUUUCCAGAUUACCGACCCUAGCCUCAAGGUCCGACUUCCGGGAAAGAAUUGGCCGCAGGGCUUCUAUCGACGACACCCGCAGUUGAAAGCGCGACGGCUUCGAGCGAUCGAUUGGAAGCGAGAUGGCCGGCACAUCGAAGACAAAGUCCGACACUGGUUUGACAUCAUUGGCCGAGAGCUGGCCGAUCCGGCCAUUCUCCUGGAGAACGUGUAUAACAUGGACGAGACGGGAGUUCUUCUCAGUGCUCUCAACUCCCUCAAGGUGCUCGUCGGCAGAGACGAUUUGAGAAAGCAUCGAGGGACCACGGUGAAGCGGACGCUGGUCACGGCGAUUGAAUGCAUUUCCGCCGAUGGUCGGUUCCUGCAUCCUCUCAUUAUCUGGCCAGCCGCUACCCAUCGCAGUUCGUGGACAACCCACCCCACCCCCGGAUGGCAUUUUGCCUGCACCAAAACAGGCUAUACGAACACAGAAAUCAGUCUGUACUGGGUGGAACAUGUGUUCGACCCGCAGACUCGAGACCGAGCGGGCGGUCGGCCGCGACUCUUAAUCUGCGACGGUUUCGGCACCCAUGAGUCCCUGGAAGUCAUGAAAUUCUGCUUUGCGAACCGCAUUAUCCUGUGUCGUCUCCCUUCUCAUACGUCUCACAAACUGCAGCCGUGCGAUGUGGGUGUUUUUAGUCCUCUGAAAACAGCAUACCGGGCACAGGUUGAGCAGGCAUGUCGAGGUGGAGUGAGUACUAUUGGCAAGCCACACUUCACGUAUCUUUAUGAUCGUGCCCGAAAAGUGGCAUUUACACCCCGCAAUAUACGGUCGGCCUGGUCCAGAAGUGGCCUCUUUCCAUUCGAUCCGUCUCGCGUCCUUCGAGAGUGCCAAGCGUCCCGGUCGGAGAUACAGACCACGAUCCCAGUGGAGCCUCCGACCGUGUCCUCUAAUAUCUGUCACACUCCGAACACCUCUGAUCAUUUGGCCUUGCUUCGCAGCGAGGUCGAGCAGGACACGCAGAAUCUAGACGGUGUGCGCAAACGUCGUCUGCAGACCAUGAGCCGCGCGACCGAAAAGGUCUUUGCAGAGCGCGCCUUGUUGCUGGAGGAGAACCGGAUCCUAUUUGAGCAGAACAAUGAAAAGACCUGUCGACAAUCCAGCGGCUUGACGGUCGUAGGACAUGCAAAAGUCAUGAGCUAUGAGGAUAUCGUUGAGGCGCAGAAGAAACGCGACAUGACGGUGACAGAACAAUCCACGCGGAAAAAGAGGUCGACAGCUGGGGGCAAGCUGCUUUCGAAAUCGGAGGAGAAGCGCAAGGGGGAGCAUGAAAUUCAAGCAUGGGAUAUGAGUGAUUAUUGCUUAGUGCUAGAUUUAUAG
This is a messenger RNA of Penicillium brevicompactum, 1623 nucleotides long. RefSeq lists its product as uncharacterized. NCBI's taxonomy places the organism in Eukaryota, Fungi, Ascomycota, Eurotiomycetes, Eurotiales, Aspergillaceae. The transcript has a single exon. The record is from RefSeq and is a predicted model, not a curated record. Gene Ontology annotation, cellular component: nucleus. Gene Ontology annotation, molecular function: DNA binding. Bases 1 to 1623 code for a protein of 540 amino acids.